AUGAAUAUUGACCAGCACAAGGUGAUAAAGCUUUACAACUUUAUAAUCAAAUUUUUCUUCGACAGUACAAUGUUACUUGGUGGAGCUGGUGGUGGCAAAACUGCUAUGAGAAAUAUUCUUCAAAAAGCAUUAACACAUUUACCAACGAUAGCAAAAGAUGAAACACAAACACGACAAAGUCGAAUGGCUACUGUUGAUGUUACAGUUUUAAAUCUAAAAUCAAUGCAAAUAUCUGAACUUUAUGGAGCAAUUAAUACUGAUACAUUAGAAUUUUCUGAUGGAAUGCUUGCUAGUGUUAUGAGAUCAUAUGCAAAAACUCAUGAAUCUCAAAUGAGUUUAGAGAAAGUAAAAUUCAAUCGAAUUCUUGAUGGACCAAUUGAUACUUUAUGGGUUGAAAAUUUCAAUGCUUUACUUGAUGAUUCAAAAAUUCUUUGUUUGGCAAAUGGUGAACGUAUUGGAAUAUCUGGACAUACAUGA
This is a messenger RNA of Rotaria sp. Silwood2, 477 nucleotides long. Lineage: Eukaryota; Metazoa; Rotifera; Eurotatoria; Philodinida; Philodinidae. The record is from the annotation of a GenBank genome assembly.